Molecule: messenger RNA, 595 nt
Organism: Corticium candelabrum
Lineage: Eukaryota; Metazoa; Porifera; Homoscleromorpha; Homosclerophorida; Plakinidae
Exons: 3
Coding region: 166-543 (125 amino acids)
Source: RefSeq, a predicted model, not a curated record
GGCAAAGAGGCAAGACCAAAUAAAUUUAAAUCACAUGUUGUCAUUGGCGAUUGCAAAGUGGAAUAUGCAGUUCCAUUGUUGAAGCGAGGAGCUUUAGUCAGAAAACCAAGAGAAUUCGAUUCAUUGGUCGACCAUCGAUUUAAAAAUUGGAACGAGUUUUACGAAAUGACUCGUGAAAUUUAUGAAAGACACUGCAAAGCAACAAGAGUGCUUCCACGUUUCACAUCGUGGUCGACAUGUUAUUACGCGCAACAUUCAGACGACAUUGUCGAUAGAGAUGUUAUUGAUGUUGUUACUCCAGUGCUUUACUACACAUGGAAAGAUUUUGGAGAAGUUCUAGGAUACCAUAUAGACGAGAUGUGGGAUAUGGUUUAUCCAGAAGCCCUAAUGGAACUCCCCCAGCAAACCGAUUUAGUCAGAAUGAUGCUACAGAAAUGGAGUCCAGCCGAUCAACCCAAAACUAUUGCACAGCUUUUGGAAUUGUGUGACAGGAAAAGUGUAGACAUAAAACGAACAGUGCAAUAUCAACUUGUCCGUAUAUAGUUGUUUGACUACAUAUUGCAAAGUGGUAAGAUCAGAGUUAAAUAGAAUUAGU